AUGACGAUGCCAUUCAGCCCCCUGUCCAGCGACGACGAGCAACAAAGGAUGCUGGGAAACAAUCGACAUCUCUACCCAGGGGCGGAGGACGAGGAGGAGGAAGAGGAAGAGGAGGAGGAGGAAAUGGAAGAAGACGACCGCGAUGAGGACGGGGAGGAGGAGAAUGGCGAGCUGGAGGGGGAAGAGGAAGAGGACGAGGAGGAGAUGGUGGAGGAGGUCAGGCGAGGAGGAGGCCUGUCUCGAGGGGGAAGGGGUGAGGGACACAGGCAGUCAGGUAAACUGGCUGGGCGACCCACCGGGGACAGACAGAUCCGGUCAGGGAACCCUGGGCACACCACAAACCCCUAUUCAUCCAACCCGGGGCCCACGCACCAACAGCCAGCCAAUCAGAUACAGCAGCAGCAGCAGAGGAGGCUGAAGGAGCGCAGCGCCAGCUCGGUGCCAUCUGAGGACGCCCACAUCGCCAUGAUGGUGUUUCGCAUCGGCAUCCCGGACAUAAAGCAAACGAAAUGUUUGCGUUUUAACCCGGACGCGACGGUGUGGAAGGCCAAGCAGCAGGUGCUGUGCUCCCUGACCGAAUCUCUCCGGGACGUCCUGAACUACGGUCUAUUCCAGCCCGCUACUGACGGCCACGACGCUAAGUUCCUGGAGGAGGAGAGGCUGCUCAGAGAGUACCCACAGUCCUUUGAGAAAGGGGUGCCAUAUUUGGAGUUUCGAUAUAAGACCAGGGUGUACAAACAGACCAAUCUGGAUGAGAAGCAACUGGCCAAACUGCACACGAAGGCCAGCCUGAAAAAAUUCAUGGAUUAUAUCCAAACCAGCGCUGUGGACAAGAUGACCAAGUUCUUAGACAAGGGCCUCGAUCCCAACUUCCAGGACCCUGAUACCGGCGAGACUCCUCUGUCCCUGGCGGUGCAGUGUGAGCCAGGUGGAGGUGAGUCCAUCCGGGUCCUGGCAGAGGGAGGGGCUCAUAUUGACUUCCGCGCCAAAGAUGGACUCACACCGCUACACAAGGCUGUUCGAGGCCACCGCCAUACAGCCCUGCUGGUCUUGCUGUCUCUGGGCGCCUCUCCAGACUACAAGGACCGGCGAGGGCUGACACCGCUCUACCACACUGUGCUGACAGGGGGCGACACCUCCUGCUGCGAAACACUGCUUUACCACCACGCCAAGCUGGGCAUCAGGGACGAGAACGGCUGGGACGAGACACAUCAGGCCUGUCAGAACGGUAACUCGCAGCAUCUGGAGCACCUCCUCUUCUAUGGGGCAGAUUCUUCCUCCCAGAACGCCUCUGGAAACACUGCCUUGCACAUCUGUGCUUUAUACAACAAGGAAAGCUGUGCACGAAUUCUGCUCUACCGGGGAGCAAAUAAAGACACAAAAAAUAACAGUGGGCAGACCCCCUUUCAGGUGGCUGUAAUGUCUGGCCAUUUUGAGCUGGGCGAAAUAAUCAAAAAUCACCGGGAUACAGAUGUUGUUCCCUUCGUUGAGUCUCCAAAAUAUGCCCCUCAGAGGCGGGAGAGCGCCCGGACGCUGGCAAUACCCCACCCUCAUCCCUUCCUCCGGGCCAACAGUGACAGCAGCAUGAACCUGCCGGAGUGGAUGGCGGUGCCCAACGCUCCGACCACCAACAUCGUAUCAGUGCAGGGAUAUAAGCAUACAGGUACUCUGCGGAGCUCCAGCAGUCCCAGAGGGGCGAGGACGCGCUCCCCGUCCCGAGGGAGGAUCGGAGACAAGGAGGACCGCAGCAGGCAGAGCCGGAGACAGGGGCCGGCCCCUGCCACCACUACUGUACAAACUGCCGGGCAGCGGAGACGCCUCUACAGUGCCGUCCCAGGACGAGUCUUUGUAGCUACUCGAUCUCACUCUGCCCAGGGCGAGAGAGAAAUCAGUUUCAAUAAGGGAGACAGGGUCAAAGUGUUGAGUGUCGGCGAGGGCGGCUACUGGGAGGGAACGGUCAGAGGUCGCACAGGCUGGUUCCCCUCUGACUGUGUGGAGGAAGUGAUGCUUCGAAGCCAAGAGAACCGAUCAGAGAGCCGUGGAGAAAGAGCCAAAAGGCUGUUUCGCCAUUACACUGUGGGAUCCUACGACAGCUUUGACGCUCCCAGUGACUAUAUAAUCAAGGAGAAGACAGUGCUCCUGCAGAAAAAAGACAGCGAGGGUUUCGGCUUUGUGCUGAGAGGGGCCAAAGCUCAGACUCCCAUCGAGGAGUUUACUCCCACCCCAGCCUUCCCUGCCCUGCAGUACCUGGAGUCAGUGGACGAGGGAGGAGUGGCGUGGAGAGCCGGUCUCAGGAUGGGGGAUUUCCUGAUAGAGGUCAAUGGUCAGAACGUGGUGAAGGUUGGUCACCGGCAGGUUGUCAACAUGAUCCGGCAAGGUGGUAACAGUCUCAUGGUAAAGGUUGUCAUGGUAACCCGCAACCCUGACAUGGAGGAGGGUUCCAGAAAGAAAAUCCCCCAGCAGAGUAAGAGGCUGAGCACUCCGGCUAUCGCCCUACGAUCCAAAUCCAUGACUUCAGAGCUGGAGGAGAUGGUGGAGCGAGCUGCUACCCCUUGGAAAAAAAAAUCAGAAUUCGAAUCCUCCCAAGUUACAGAGAAGAAGAGGACAGUCUAUCAGAUGGCUUUGAAUAAACUAGAUGAAAUUCUUGCAGCAGCUCAGCAGACAAUCAGCACCAAUGAGGCGCCGGGGACACGGCCACAGGGGCCAAAGAGAGACAGGGGACGAAGUUUCUAUGGCAAUGAGCCAAACUACGGGGAUCAGUCCGGGAUGGGGAUGAUGGGUCUCGGCUUUGAGCGUGGCCAGUACACCUCAGGUCACGCCCCUCAUCACGGUAUGCUGCGGCAGAAAUCCAUCGGGGUGCCUGAGGAGGAGAGGCAGCACCUGCAUCCUCCAGCCAUGAAGUUUGCCCGCAGUCUGUCGGUGCCCGGCCCAGACGACAUCCCCCCUCCUCCCACCACUGCUCCACCAGAACCUCCAUUCUCCUCUGCACCUCCGCUAGGUUGGAGAGCUAAGUCGUCUCAGCAGCCCUCUGUGUCCGUGUCCCAGUCCACGUCCACCUCUGCGCACUACCAGCCCUACUCCCAGGCAGUGCACUUCACCCAUGGCGGCAGGGAGAGGGCAGGUGGUCCCAGCACCGGUCCCGGUGGCGGAGCGGCGGACCACGCGACCUCGUAUACUCACGCAACUGCACACACUGCUCAAAGCAGGACUGCUUCGCGGAAGGUUGCUUAUACUGGGGAGCCUGUUGGAGCUGGCAUUGGGGCAGGUGGAGGGGCCAAGGCAGCGGGUCUUAGAAGAGGCUACAGUACCGCCGUCCCACCGUCCAGCAUUGCCACUGUAAUGCCCCAGCAACAACAGACUACCCAGAGUCAACCCCAACGAGCAGACCGCAGUGCAGCUGGGGGUGGAGCAGGGGGUCCUAAAGGUGGGGCUCGGAGAGGUAAGGGCCCCCUGGUGAAGCAAUCGAAGGUAGAGGACCUGCGCGCGGGCCAGGGUACAUUAGGGGGCAAAGGCGCAGUGGAGAAAAGCUCCAUCCCCAUCCCCACUAUUAUUGUCAAGGCUCCUUCAACCAGCAGCAGUGGACGCAGUAGCCAGGGCAGCAGCGUGGAGGCCGAUGCACCAGCAUCAGGGGAGACAGACGAUACCAAAACACCCCACGGUCCUCCUCCCUCCACUCCUGCUCCGCAGCCCCCUGCUCCACCUUCCAUCCCAGCACCGCCACCUCCCUCCUUGCCUUCUAUUCGAGCCCAGGAAAACCUGGACUUUACCAGCCAGUUUGGGGCUGCCAUCGUUGGUGCAGCUCGAAGAGACAGGGAGCGGUUUCACGAAGCUCGCAGAAAGAGUGCUUCCUUGUUCAUGUCUGCUGAGGACGAAGUGGGUCUUGGGAUAGUGAGCGACGGAGUAGGAGGGGUGACAAGGACUCAGUUGUCACAGCAGCAGCUUAGCACACAGGCUGAGAGUUCAUCAACGCGGUUGCGACCGUCCAAGUCUAUUGACGAGGGCAUGUUCUCUGGGGACACCUUUAUCCACCACACCCGUAGUAUGCCUCCCGCCUUUGGCUUACCUGAAUAUUCAUCACCUGCCCUAGACUAUCAGCCCAAGUCUGUGCCUACUGACUUGUACACAGCAGCAGGUAGGCAACAGCCAGCCUCCAGCACCACCUUCAUUCACCCUCUAACAGGAAAGGCUCUUGACCCAACGUCGCCUCUCGGCCUUGCCCUGGCUGCCCGAGAGCGUGCUCUGAGAGAUGACAGCAGGUUAAGGAGGGGAACAGAUCACCAUUUCACCCGCCAGAUGUCGAGUGUGGUGUUUCCUUCAUCUGCUGUCACCUCUCAGCCAGUGUCGUCUGCUACACAGACCUCCAGCUCCUCCUACCUGGUCACAUCCUCUUCUCUGGCUGCCACCACGGCCACUGUUGGCCGCCCACCCUCGCCCAGAAUCCUAAGAGGAGUUGGGAGUGGGUGGGGUGAGGAUGGUAGUGGAGGAGAGAGGGAGCGGGAAGGAGGAGGGGCUCGCGAGGGGCUUAGAGUUCGCUUUUCUGAGGACAAAACUGUCCACACGCACCACUACCAGUCUCAGCCAUAUCAGCCGUCCUACAAGGAGAGGGAGCGGGAGAGGUCGAGGGAACGGGAGAGGGAGCUGUCGAGGGAAAGAGAGAGGGAUAAAGAGAGAGAGGCGGCCGCCGAGAGCGCUGCUCAGCAGGCGGCCCAGUCUCAGCAGCCUCGGAGACCCUCUUUUCUCAGGAUGGAAAGUCAAGCUGAAGCCUAUAUCUUGUCCCUCACACCUCCUUCUCCUCCACCUACCGGUACUCAGCAGACCACAAGCACUACUGGGACCACUGGGUCUGGCCUGAUGGUUCUUCCUCCUCCUGCCCCCUCAGUCGAUGUGGAUGAUGAGUUUGUCUAUGCGGACCCCCUCCCACCUCCACUGGAGUUUGCUAAUAGCUUUGACAGAGGAAUAUCAGGGUACUCACAACGUGGGAUGCACCCCAACAUGACCGCCCGCCAACAGCAGGUCCCACCUCCUCCACCUCCUCCUCCCCCACCACCACCACCUCCUCCACCCCCCCAAAAAGAACCAUUUGUAAGCGGGUUUCCUGCUCAUACGCCCCUUCCCUCACCGCAGGCAGGGGACUCCACUGCCUCAAGUCUCACAUCUUACGACAGUGAAGUGGCUAACCUGACUCAGUCCGCUCCUUCCCCCUCCCAGACGUCGCCCAACCCUCUUCCUCCCUCCUCACCCUCCACUUUGCAACCCACAUCUAUAGGUGGACCUCCACCUCCCCCGUCAGUCUCACCGCCACCUCCUCCCGGCUCCUACCACAGACCCUUCUCUAUGUCCCAUCCCCACCACCUUUAUAACAGCACUCACACUCCUGGGCGCUCCUCCCCUACUCCUCCUCCGCACACUGUCGCACCACCACCGGCCUACCGUGGCCCACCGGCGCACUCCUCUGCUGCCACCUCCGCUCCACACAGGGGCACCGCCUCCAUCACCACGACCUCUAGCUGUGCCACUACAACCACCGCUGCUGCCAUCACAACGAGCACCUCCACUCAGCUCUACCACGAGCGAACACACGCAACACAUACAGUUUCCUCCAGCAACAUCACUAGUAGUCGCAGGACAGGAGACCACCACCGUCAUCCCCCUGCUGCCAAGAAAGGAGAGUCCCAGGAGACGGUGGUGGACUCUGGGAUCGAAGAACUGGACAGCCGCAGCAGCAGCGACCACCACCUGGACAGCAUCCUGGCUCUUAGUGGAGCUCGGGGAGACAGGCUGGACCGAGGGGAGAGAGGCGGGGUUGGUGGGCGGAUGGCAGGGGGAGGUGGGACAGGGGAAUCAGAAAGGGGAGGAGAUUUUCUGGAGUCUUACAUGAGCUACCUGGAUGGACAAACUUUUGAGAUGCAGAACGCCACAGCAGGAACCUCCACCUACCCAAAAUCCAACAGGUUUAGAGAGGGAGGUCGCAUCAGCGAGCUACACAGACAGACCAGCACAGCUCCUCCAUCCUACCACUCCCACAGACGAAGAGAUGAGCAGGAAGAGGAGGAUGUGGUUGAGGAAGGUGUGGCAGAGGAUGAAGGUGGCCACGAUGGGUACGGGGUGAGGGACAUACAGAAUUUGGGACGUCCGAGUUCGCCGUACUUUGAUCGCCCACGCACUCCUGAGAUGAAGCCUCUUUGGGGCGAGGGGCAGAUGAGCGGUGAAGGAGGCCAGUUCGGGACACUUUUAGAGGGAAAGAAGAUUUACCCUCCUGCAUCUAGUAUGAAGCCCAGCAUCAUAAAUGAGCUGAGCAGCAAACUGCAGCAAAGAACCAAGGACACCUGGAGCAGCCAGAGACCACUGGGCAGACACAGGCACAGAUUUUCAGAAGACUCAGCCUCAGCUCUGAGCCCCCCAUCAGCUCGAUCCCAGUCGCCGUCUCCAAUCUCGUUAUCGCAGCCAUCGUUGUCCCCAUCCCCAACCCCGGCCGCCCAGUACCCCAACUGGGGGAGGUCCCCAUCUCCUCAGCCUACAGCAGUCCCUCAACCUCCACGUUCACAUUCCCCGCUGUCACCAACAACUUAUUCCCCUUACCCCACCUCCCCCAAACACAGACCUGUCUACCGGACCAAAGCCCUGGAAUUCCAAUUCAUCCCCAGUCGUGAGUCCCGUAAAGCAGAGUCACACAUCCUCCAGCGUAGGCGAGCACCCAGCCCCCUCAUCUCCCCAUCAGAGAGGCCCAAGCUGGGCCCACCACGCCCAUCAUCCCUUCCGCUCCUCCCCACCACACCCCUAUACAGCGCCCUCUACGACCUCCGAGGUUCAAUCACUCCACCAUCACCCGGGAACCCUCUCGGAGAUCCUUACUUCUCGCCCUCUCCACCCCUUUUUGCCCCCUCGGGUGCACCUCCUCCUCCAAACUCCACUUUAGUUGUUUCUCGAUCACUCUCUCCGACUCACUUCUUAUCCGGGACGUCUUCUCCACCCUUGCACCCUCUCCCUCCACCUACAUGCCUGAGCUACCCCCAUCUACCACCACCGUCCCCUACUAAGCCUUUUGCCUCCAAGCCGCUACCCUACUGGACCAAGUGGGACGUUGCAGACUGGCUAGGAUACCUGAACCUGGGUGAGCACAGAGAGCGUUUCCUGGACAACGAGAUUGACGGCAGUCAUCUGCCCUCCCUUACCAAGGACGACUAUCUGGAUUUGGGUGUGACUCGUGUGGGCCAUCGUAUGAAUAUAGAACGAGCCCUGAGGACAGUAAUGGACAGGCUGUCCAGCAGCCCGUUCCCCAUUUCUGUUCUCUCACCUCGGGAAGGACAGACCGACAGGAGGAGGGACGACGGGAGCCGGAGCUGA
Messenger RNA from Scomber scombrus (Atlantic mackerel), 7344 nucleotides. RefSeq names its product SH3 and multiple ankyrin repeat domains 1 (gene shank1). Lineage: Eukaryota; Metazoa; Chordata; Actinopteri; Scombriformes; Scombridae. Gene Ontology annotation, molecular function: synaptic receptor adaptor activity; ionotropic glutamate receptor binding. Gene Ontology annotation, cellular component: dendritic spine; postsynaptic density; postsynaptic membrane. The transcript has 27 exons. Bases 1 to 7344 code for a protein of 2447 amino acids. The record is from RefSeq and is a predicted model, not a curated record.